UUAGAAACUCAAAAAGCUCAAAAAGUCAUAAGAAGAGUUAUCACAGCGCUGAAGGGAAGAGAGAGUUGGUUUUGAUUUCAAAAGAAUUGGAGAGUGAGAAGCUCGUGGAGAAUGGAGAGGAUGUUCAUAGGGCUGCCUUCACUGCCAAGGACCGGAUGGGCCAUCUGGUACAAGAACCAAGUGGUGGCAAUACCAGACGAGAUAAUAGCUCAGAUAAGAGCGGCACCGACGGAAACUCCGGGAUGGUUCGAGGUGGAGCUGGGUCAGGCUUGGAAACGUAUAUUUCCCAUAACACCAGAGAGUAUCAGAAUGGGGAAUCUUCCUCUGGAACACAUGGCAUGGACUCUCACGCCCAAUCCGUGGUGGAAAUUUCUCACGGAUGUUCCAGAAAUCUCAUGGGAAGUGGCGGAGGAUCUGAGCAGGAAACGGAGGCCAUCCGUAGUGCCCCAUUGGGACGAAUCCGGGUGGAUCAUUCAAGAGAGGAAGCUGGUGGAUUUCAGAGGGAUGGCCAUGGCUCAUAUGGGGAACCACCCAACUCUGAAAAUGAUCCAAAUCAUGGCUCCGGUACAGGAAUGCGAUGUGCUUCUGAGUUGCAGAGAGGACAUCCUAGGCAUACUGAAGCACAUGUUAAUUUGGAAGCCAGACUGGGGAGCGUCCAAAGACUUGUUGAGGAGAAUGGGACGGAGUAUGGUGGAAGCGGAGAAAAUGAAUACUAAUCCACCAGAGAUCGAAGUGCCCUUAAGUCAAUUUAUUAAGAUGAAUGUGUUACUCUGGAAUUGCAGAGGAGCUCUGAAUCCGGAUUUCAAGAGGCGAAUUUUUGAAAUGGCAAUCAACCAUAGACCUUCCAUUUUUGUGGUGACAGAAACGAGAGUGGGAGGAGACAGAGCAGCUAAAAUCAUUGAAGGGCUGCCUUUUGAUGGGUUUAUUACCACAUAUACAAUUGGAUAUGCUGGGGGUUUGUGGAUUCUCUGGAAAUCAGAAGAGGUGGAGAUUCUUCUUUUAUCAUCCACAGAACAGGAGAUACACGCUACAGUUAAGAUCACUCAUGGCAAGGUUCACACAGGUUCGGGUAGCACACAUCUUUAGAGAGGCGAAUAGGUGUGCUGAUUUUUUGGCUAAAAAUGGAUGUUGUAUGAGGGAGGAUUUUGUUGUCUUUGAUGUUUCCCCCUCGGAUGAAUUAGAUAAAUAUCUUGUAUUUGAUAGAAAUGGACUGUACUGUUAUAGGCAGGUA
Messenger RNA from Quercus lobata, 1231 nucleotides. RefSeq lists its product as uncharacterized. The coding region runs from base 112 to 1086 and encodes 324 amino acids. The transcript has 2 exons. The record is from RefSeq and is a predicted model, not a curated record. Lineage: Eukaryota; Viridiplantae; Streptophyta; Magnoliopsida; Fagales; Fagaceae.